GGAAUACGGGUGGUAUAUAAAAAAGCAACACUUGGAGCGUUACACCGAACCACUAAAAACGACAUUCAGGGAUAAUAACGUCUCUUCUCUUUCCUCCGAAACACGCAAGGUGAAUUUGAACAGUUAUGGCCCGUACAAAGCAGACAGCCCGUAAAUCUACAGGGGGGAAAGCUCCCCGCAAACAGCUCGCCACUAAAGCGGCCCGUAAGAGUGCGCCCUCUACAGGAGGGGUGAAGAAACCACACCGUUACAGGCCUGGCACCGUGGCUCUCCGUGAGAUUCGACGUUAUCAGAAAUCCACAGAGCUGCUGAUCAGGAAGCUGCCGUUCCAGCGACUCGUCCGAGAAAUCGCUCAGGACUUCAAAACUGAUCUGCGGUUCCAGAGCGCUGCCAUUGGAGCCCUGCAGGAGGCAAGUGAAGCGUAUCUGGUAGGUCUCUUUGAGGACACUAAUCUGUGUGCUAUCCAUGCCAAGCGUGUCACCAUCAUGCCCAAAGACAUCCAGCUGGCACGCCGCAUCCGUGGAGAACGUGCUUAACACACGCUAUUACAAAAAUGUAAACACACUCAUAUAUACACACACACUUUCAUAUGUCACACAAGGUCUCUGUUGCUCUUUCACCAUGUAUGUGUCUCUUUCCUCCUGUCGUGUGUGUGAUUCGUGAAAACCUCUGAAACACAUGGAGGCUCCUGAUUGGCUGUAGGUUUUUGGUGUGGGAUUGUGGGUAAAAUCUGCACCAUUGGUGUUUGGGUUAUUGGGUGUCUUUAGAAAGCUUCAUCACUGGAUUGUGUGUGUGUUAGUUACUGAGUGGGUUUUUUUUUUUUAUAUUUUUGUUUUUAUCCCAGUGCAGAAGUGUUUUUCACAUUUUUACCAGUUUAAAGCCAAAAAUAGAAUUUUCAUGAAUUUUUUUUUUUUGCUCCACUUUAUUUUUCGCUCAAAGUGUGACUGAUUUCAUGAACACACACACACACGUGUUUUAAUUUUACAUUUGACUUCUUUGAGCUCAUGUUUAUUAAUCAGUGUGUUAUUAGCAGGUGACUGCUCAGGUUUUUCUACAUUUUUUUUGUAUGAAGUGUAUCUUGGGGUAUUAGAUUUUAUUUGCGAGAUAAAUAAAGGAGUUGUUUGUCCUGA
Molecule: messenger RNA, 1130 nt
Organism: Neoarius graeffei (lesser salmon catfish)
Lineage: Eukaryota; Metazoa; Chordata; Actinopteri; Siluriformes; Ariidae
Exons: 4
Coding region: 126-536 (136 amino acids)
Cellular component (GO): nucleosome
Molecular function (GO): protein heterodimerization activity; DNA binding; structural constituent of chromatin
Source: RefSeq, a predicted model, not a curated record